GAAGAUGGCGUGCUUCCAAGAGAUAUUCCUCACCGCACCACGUUCUACGACUCCGUCGUUGAGCGGCAAAUGUCCCAAACUGAUGCUAAGCUGUUCUACCAGCGAAGCCAGCUAGACAGUACGGAACAGGCGCAGUCAUCCUCUUUUAAUGACCCUGUCGCAGCUCUGGCAUCAAGCGGCGGCCUUGAGUAUGAGGGCGAUUCCGCGCUGUCUGAGUCUUUUGGCAAAGCGUCUGUACCUGGAUUAGACAACGCUAGACUUGCAGCUGAAGCUACCAGAGGAAUCUCCAACAUCAACUUCCUCGACCCUCAGCCGCAGGUGACGGCAGAGUUGAGCUCCAUUUCCAAGAGCAUCCAAGACAUUAUCGCGCUGAGAAAGAAAUACAUGGCCAUUUCCCUUCAGCGAUAUGGCGAUGAUCCAAGAGAUGCCACCGACUGGCAGAUUUACCCCCCUGGAGACAAGGCCGGAGAUUCCUUCGACAUGGAGCAUGUCAUGCCAUUGCCUUCAAAGGAGGACAGCAUGACAUUCAAGCUGAGCGAUGCUGGCGUUUAUGAAGUCUUUGAGGGUGCCGAUUCUCAAACACCUGCUUUCCAAAUCCCAACCAUUAGGCAGUUUUACAUGGAUCUCGAGAGAAUCCUUACCGCCUCGUCAGACGGACCAAGCAAGAGCUUCGCCUUCCGCCGCCUGCAGUACCUCGAAGGCAAAUUUAACCUGUACGCACUUCUUAAUGAGUAUCAGGAAACUGCCGACAGCAAAAAGGUGCCUCACAGAGACUUUUACAAUGUUCGAAAAGUAGACACUCACGUGCACCACUCGGCGUCUAUGAACCAGAAGCACUUGCUGCGCUUCAUCAAGAGCAGGAUGAAGAAGAACCCUGAUGAAGUUGUCUUGUUUCGUGAUGGGAAGCACUUGACGCUUGCCGAGGUGUUUGCCAGUAUUAAUCUCACGGCAUAUGACUUGAGUAUUGAUACACUUGAUAUGCACGCUCACGUUGAUUCUUUUCACCGAUUUGACAAGUUCAAUCUUAAAUAUAACCCCGUUGGAGAAUCUCGACUCCGAGAGAUCUUCUUAAAGACGGACAACCUAAUCAAAGGUCGCUAUCUAGCCGAGCUCACCAAAGAGGUUAUUUCCGACCUUGAAGCUAGCAAGUACCAAAUGGCCGAAUGGCGUCUAUCCAUCUACGGCAAAUCACUCGACGAAUGGGACAAACUCGCAGCCUGGGUUGUUGACAACAAGCUGUUCUCGCAGAACGUCCGGUGGCUCAUCCAGAUCCCUCGUCUGUACGAUGUCUACAAGGACAACGGCUUGAUGGAAUCCUUUGACCAAGUCAUCACCAAUGUCUUCCAGCCGCUGUUCGAAGUCACAAAGGACCCUUCCAGCCACCCGAAGCUUCACAUCUUCCUUCAGCGCGUCGUCGGUCUCGACAGCGUUGACGACGAGAGCAAGAUUGAGAGGCGCCUGUACAGGAAGUUUCCAGUUCCAAAGGAGUGGAACACGAAGCAAAACCCUCCGUAUAACUAUUGGAUCUACUACCUCUUCGCCAACAUGGCGUCUCUCAACUCGUGGCGCAAGAAGCGUGGCUUCAACACUCUCAUCUUGCGACCUCACUGUGCUGAAGCUGGAGACCCAGAGCAUAUAGCUGUUGCGACGCUUUGCUGCCACAGCAUCAGCCACGGAGUGCUUCUCCGAAAGGUCCCGUUGUUGCAGUAUGUGUUUUACCUUGAACAGAUUGGAGUUGCUAUGUCGCCGUUGAGCAACAACGCAUUAUUCCUAUCAUAUGACCGCAACCCAUUCCCUCAAUACUUUAAACGAGGUCUCAACGUUUCCCUCUCAACCGACGAUCCGCUGCAGUUUGCGUUCACAAAGGAGCCUUUGAUGGAGGAAUAUGCUGUUGCCGCACAGAUCUACAAGCUCAGCCCUACAGACAUGUGCGAGCUGGCCAAGAACUCGGUUAAGCAGAGCGGCUACGAGGCGGCUGUUAAGGAGCAGUGGCUAGGGCCCAACUUUGAUAAGCCGGGCAAAGAAGGAAAUACCAUGGCCAAGACCAAUGUUCCUGACCGGAGAGAGGAGUUUAGGUAUCAUACCUUGCUUACGGAGAGGGAGGUACUUAGUCGAUACGCUGCAUUUGAUCCAAAUGCUGAAAAGAAGAGCAUCAAGACUGAGUUGGCCUCAAAGUCAUCAAGCGGAAACAUUCCCUCCUCAAGCGCGACAGAGGCAACAUCAAGCAUCACGAGUCCUACAUCAGAAGCCCCAUCUCUUCGAAAGGCUCCCAGUUCAGCUGCAGAUGUGCACAUUUCUGGAAAUGAUCCAAUGAUUUUCCCUGGAAUUUUGAGUCGGGAUCCUAGCCUCCGCAACCUGGCCAAA
Molecule: messenger RNA, 2364 nt
Organism: Trichoderma virens Gv29-8
Lineage: Eukaryota; Fungi; Ascomycota; Sordariomycetes; Hypocreales; Hypocreaceae
Exons: 3
Biological process (GO): AMP metabolic process; IMP salvage
Cellular component (GO): cytosol
Molecular function (GO): AMP deaminase activity
Source: RefSeq, a predicted model, not a curated record